Messenger RNA from Spinacia oleracea (spinach), 2195 nucleotides. RefSeq names its product cytokinin dehydrogenase 5. The transcript has 5 exons. The coding region runs from base 363 to 1937 and encodes 524 amino acids. Gene Ontology annotation, biological process: cytokinin metabolic process. The record is from RefSeq and is a predicted model, not a curated record. Gene Ontology annotation, molecular function: cytokinin dehydrogenase activity; FAD binding. Lineage: Eukaryota; Viridiplantae; Streptophyta; Magnoliopsida; Caryophyllales; Amaranthaceae.
CCCAAAAACUAAAACCAAAUAAUAUUUUUUUUACUUCAAAAAAAGAAAAAGAAAAAACAGAAAAACAAACAAACCUUCUGUAAAUUCUGAUUUCUGACGACUCAAUAUUUUCUCUCUCCUCAUCUUCCUCGUUCCCCUCAAAGCAAUACAAUAAAAUCAGAAUCUCUGCAUGUUGUUGUUAAUUGUUGCGUUACCAAAAUACAAAUACAAACCCAGUAAAUCUUUUAAAGUGCCCGCAAUAUAAUACCUUAGUCUUACGUUUCCCUACGCCAACAGAUUUCCUCUUCUAUAAAUUCAUUCCUAUCCCAACACACCUCUAAAAAACAACAACAACAACAUCACAAAAGAAAAAGAGAGAAAAAAUGGCCACCAAGUUGUUCUUGAUAGCUAUAGCAAUAUACAGAUUGAUGGUAACAGUGGGGCUCACAACGCUCGGCCCAAAUGAGCUACUCCACCUCAGCACGAACCGUGCUGAGGUGGAGGCGGCGUCCGUGGAUUUCGGACGCCUCACUCAGGCGGAACCCGUGGCUGUUUUCCACCCGAGGUCCGACGUUGACGUAGCGGAUUUAGUUAAAUCUGCCACGACCUCAACGGCGGGGUUCACGGUUUCUGCCCGUGGACAUGGGCAUUCCAUCAACGGGCAGGCCCACACGACGGACGGGGUGGUGGUGGAGAUGGGCAGAAGAGGGGAUGUGAAUGGGCCGAGUAGGCCCAAGGUGAAUUUGAGAGAAGAGUAUGUGGAUGUGUGGGGAGGGGAGUUGUGGGUGGAUGUGCUAAGGUCUACGUUAGAGUAUGGACUCGCACCUAGAUCAUGGACGGAUUAUUUGUAUCUAACGGUGGGAGGGACGUUGUCUAAUGCUGGGAUCAGUGGUCAAGCAUUUAAUUAUGGCCCUCAGAUUAGUAACGUCUUUGAGCUUGAUGUUGUUACAGGAAAAGGAGAGCUGGUAACAUGUUCAAAUAAAAUAAAUUCGGAGCUAUUUCAUGCGGUGUUAGGAGGUCUAGGCCAAUUUGGUAUCAUCACUCGUGCUAGAAUUGCCCUUGAACCCGCUCCUCAACGGGUGAGAUGGAUAAGAGUGUUGUACUCGAAUUUCACGGAGUUUACAAAGGACCAAGAGUACCUAAUAUCAUUGCAUGACAAACCAAGUAGCCAAAAGUUUGAUUACGUGGAAGGUUUUGUUAUAGUUGAUGAAGGUCUACUUAACAAUUGGAGAUCCUCAUUUUUCUCACCUAAAAACCCUGUUAAGAUCUCUUCCCUCGGCGCCUCCAACAAUGGAGAUGUCUUAUAUUGCUUGGAGAUCACCAAGAAUUACUUCGACUCCUCCGAAUCGGUAGAUCAGGAAAUAGAUGCAUUAUUGAAGAAGCUUAACUUUAUACCAGCAUCAGUAUUCACAACCGAUCUUCCCUAUAUUGAUUUCUUAGACCGGGUUCACAAGGCCGAGUUAAAACUGCGGUCCAAGGGUUUGUGGGAGGUGCCACACCCUUGGCUAAACCUGUUUGUCCCUAAAUCAAAGAUUGCUCAAUUUGACAAAGGGGUCUUCAAGGGCAUCUUGGGAAAUAAAACUAGCGGACCAAUUCUCAUCUAUCCCAUGAACAAACACAAGUGGGAUGAAAGGACUUCGGUUGUGACACCAAACGAGGAAGUGUUCUACUUGGUAGCAUUGCUUAGAUCGGCACUUGAGAAUGGGGAAGAGACACAAACCCUAGACUACUUGACUCAUCAGAACCGCAGGAUUUUGAACUUCUGCGAGGAUCACAACAUUGGUGUUAAGCAAUAUUUGCCUCACUACACCACACAACAACACUGGAUUACUCAUUUCGGAGAUAAAUGGAGCCAUUUCCAGAAAAUGAAGACGGAAUUUGAUCCUAACCAUAUAUUAGCAACCGGACAACGUAUUUUCAGACCCAUCCUUGAUGUCAAUAAUGUUGCUUUAAGAUGACGUACUAUUAUUAUUAUCAUCAAACAUAGUUUACUCAGAUUAGUAUACCACCAAUUAAGUCUCAAUGACAUAGCUAGCUAGCUAGGCUGACUUGAAUAUAAUUUAGUCAGAUUAGUAUACCCACCAAUUUAGUCUGUUUCAUUGACAUAGCUACUUUGUACACACAAUUAGGGAUUACUCAAAUACUACUAGGGAUUUAAUUUAACAAUUUUAAGUAUCGUCUCAAUAUUGAAAUGUUACAACUUAACUAUUCUGAAA